Molecule: messenger RNA, 1238 nt
Organism: Prorocentrum cordatum
Lineage: Eukaryota; Dinophyceae; Prorocentrales; Prorocentraceae
Source: the annotation of a GenBank genome assembly
CUUGACCAACACGCUCACGGCGGGUGCAGGCAGCCGCCCGCUGGGCAGUUCCUCCUUGUUACGCUGGGCAAUCGCCCGUUCCUAGCAGGUAGAGGGCGAUCACAAGGGCUCCCUCGAGGGCGCGAAGUUAUUCGCGCUUCGCGCUUCGCGGUCCUCGUUCCUCCUCCCCCUCCUCCUCGUCCUCCUCUUCUCCCCUUUGGGGGGGCGGCGCGAGAGCGCGAAGUUAUUCGCGCUUCGCGCUUCGCGCAGCGCGAAGCGCGAAGUUGGGAGCCCUAGGAUCACCACCCGAGGAGGAUGCACGUCUGCGUUGAGGUGCGUGGUCAUCGACCGUUGGUCACGGCGUUGUUCGCAGACGCUUCAAGCUUUCGACGAGGCACAUCUGUCUCUGGCUCAGGCCUUUUGGGCCCAAGUUUGCCGCAUCGCAGCGCGCACCCCCCAGUCUUCGAAGAGCUGAAGCCAAGUCCACUGGAAUGGCGUCGCCUCGCUCCGCCGUCCUGACCGCGUCCGUGCUGCUCGCGUGCACCGCCCUGAUGGCUGCCUUCGUGCCCUCGCCAGUGGCGUCCCGCCCCGCGGCGCAGUCCGUGCCAGCGGCGGCGCUCAGCGCGACGGCACUCGCGGCGCCCACCGCGGCUUACGCGGCGGAGGGCUCAAGCGUGUGGAUCCCGGCGCUGUCUGCAGUGGGCGCGGGGUUCGCCAUCGGCCUCGCCGCCAUCGGGUCGGGCGUCGGCCAGGGCAUCGCCUCUGGCCGCUGCAUCGACGGCAUCAGCCGCCAGCCCGAAGUCGCCGACGAUCUUCGCGGAGUUCUGCUCCUGUCCCUGGCCUUCAUGGAGUCGCUGACGAUCUACGGGCUCGUCAUUGCGCUCGUGCUGCUUUUCGCCAACCCGCUGAUCAAGUAGGCCGAGGAUCCAGGAUCAGAGGUGAGUUGGAUGCCUUUUCUGAGGGCGGGACAGUUUGAUGAGACUCCGCGGAUGUGGGGGAGCGAAAAACAAAUCGACGAGGCACUACAUGCGGCGAGCGCGCCGCCAGCUGGACGUUCGACGGGCCGUCGCGAGGUGUCGUUCUCCGCGCGGCUGGCUUGUCUUGUGGCUGUCUCGUUCGUUCGGCUCGCAGCCUCGUGUCCUCGUUGGCGGUCUCGUGUCCGCGUUCGGCUCACGGUCUCGUCUCUGCGUCGGCGCCGUGCGGUCCGCGUUUCGGUCGUUGUCUUGCCGGCUGGUUGUCGCUGGUUGUCUGCGGUCGCC